AACGACCGGUAACUCUCGCUGUCGAACAUGAAUCAAAAUAUGCUUUAAAAUUGUGUUUUACUUAGAUUUAUGUCUAAAACUCUAGAUUUCUAAAUCUAAGUACCACAAUGAGAGUCGUUAAGCCUGGAUGGAUUAAUCAUGAUGGUAAACCAAUAUUCUCUGUGGAUAUCCAUCCUGAUGGCUCACGUUGUGCGACUGGUGGCCAAGGGGAUGACUAUGGAAAAAUUGUGAUUUGGAACAUGGAGCCACUCAGAAAUGAGGCUCUUGAAGCAGAUGAAGCCAGAGCACCAAAGAUGAUUUGCCAGUUGGAUAAUCAUUUUGCUUGUGUCAAUUGUGUGAGGUGGUCUCACAGUGGUAAAUUUCUUGCUUCUGGGGGAGAUGACAAACUUAUCAUGAUCUGGCAGACGGGUCGUACUGCAGAGCCUUCUAAGGCUUUUGGAUCUAAUGGAAGCAUUGUCAUCCAUGAGAAGUGGCGACCUGUUUUCACUCUCAGAGGUCACUCUGGAGAUGUCCUUGACUUGAGUUGGUCCCCCCAAGAUGUGUGGUUAGCUUCUUGUAGUGUUGAUAACACUGUAGCUAUUUGGAAUGCUUUAAAGUUUCCUGAGCAGCUAGCAACCUUGAAAGGGCACACUGGGUUAGUGAAAGGAGUUACAUGGGACCCAGUUGGCAAAUAUGUGGCGACACAGUCUGAUGACCGCACUCUAAGAAUUUGGCGUACAAUGGACUGGCAACAAGAAGCCCUGAUAUCGGAGCCUUUUAAAGAGUGUGCUGGCACCACACAUUUCUUGAGACUCAACUGGUCACCUGAUGGUCACCACAUAGUGUCUGCCCAUGCCAUGAACAACUCUGGGCUGACUGCCCAGAUUAUUGAAAGGGCAGGUUUCAGAGCCACAUUGGAUUUUGUUGGACAUCGGAAAGCUGUAACAGUAGUUAGAUUCAAUCCAAAUAUUUUCUCCAAGAAAUUCAAAUCUGAUAAGUCUCAACAGUAUUCAUGUUGUGCUAUUGGCAGCAAGGAUAGAUCACUUUCAAUUUGGUUGACAGCUUUAAAGCGACCACUUGUUGUUAUGCAUGAUCUGUUUGAUAACUCCAUCAUGGAUUUAAGUUGGAGUCAGAAUGGGCUAGAGCUUAUGUGUUGUUCUAUCGAUGGAUCUGUGGCUUUCAUGGAUUUUACUAAAGAAGAGAUUGGUCAGCCCAUGUCUAAAGAAGGAGUGACCGAUUUUCUUGAGAACAUCUAUGGCAAGGGUAUCUCGCUGAAUGCUGCAGCAAACAAAGGAAGCCAGAUUAUAGAGUCUGCUGCCAUGUUGAACCUUCAACAGCAAAAAAAUAUGACCACUGAUUCCCUUCUGCUGACUCCUAACAAGAACAGUAACAUGUCAGCCAGUGGUGACAGGGGCCCUUUCAAGCCCAGGGAUAAACAAAUUGAGACACGUACAGCUGAUGGAAGGAGAAGAAUCACUCCAAUAUUUCUGGCACCACAACCUGAAGUUGGGGAAGUUCCGCUGCCUUUCUCUUCCAACUCCAAUAUCGAGUUCCACUCUUCAUCGGAGAAGAGCAAAAUUGUUGUGGAAAAGCAGAACAGAGUGACAGUUCCUGGGAUGGUGUCCCCUUCCUCUGGGUCCAAAUCUACACCCUCCUCUCCUAGCCACACUCCAUCCUUGUCCUCUGUGGCAAGAGAUGUGUUUGCCGCGAAAGAAACUCAGAAGCCCCCAAGUGAAACAGUUACAGAUACACCCAUUCGUAAAUCACAGUCGGAAGUGACACCUGAAAAUAUUCCUACAACACCUGUCAAACCAGACCAGUCAGAACCCUUGGAUGAAAAAUCCCAACAACUGCCAACAACCCCACUUCAAGCACCAUCAGCAGAAAAAUCCAAACAGGGCGGGCAGGAUUCUGGGAAAGAUGUGGCACUAGUCAAAGAUAAACUCAAGACACAUCUUACAGGAGGAAGUCUUAGCCUGAAGAGAAAGCUAACAGAAGACAAAAGAUCUGCAAAGAGGGGUCGGCCGAGCAAAUCUGAUCAAGCUGCUAGGGAGGCAGCAAUGGCGGCAGCAGUGAAAGAGGCUUUAAGCAGCAUGAAUAACAUUGCUAGAAUAGAGACACCCUCGGCUGCUGGUGCAACGGGAGCAUUAACAAUGUCACAGCUAAGGGAGACCAAAGUUGUGUCUUCUGUCCCAGAUCUUCAGUUACCUGCCCUUAGUAUUAGUAGCACCACUUCAAAAACAAUUCAAGGUCAAAUGGGAGAUGCCCACUCUAUUGUUUUAGAAGUGGAGAAUGGCAAUGACUCUGGUGGAAUUCAUAGGUUAAGAUGUUUGCAAGGUGGUCAAGUAGUUUGGGAUCACAUGCUGAUGUCUAAAAUCUGUGCAGUGGCAGGAUCAAGUCAAACUCUGUGUGCUGCCUGUCAGGAUGGAACAUUAUCAGUGUUCAGUAAGAAAGGCAGGAGGUUGCUGCCCUGCCUUGUGCUGGGUUCCCCGCCAACAUUUCUCUCAUGCAACGGACACUACAUCAUGGUUGUCACCACAAAAGGGCUGCUAUUCGUCUGGAAUUGUCAGACAUUGAAAGCUGAAAUUAAGGAAGUGUCUUUGACAGCUGUAAUGUCUGAAAAGGACACAGUAGAUCAGUUUAAGCUGACCACACAAGGUGUGCCUAUUGUCACACUUACAAAUAAGAAAUCUUAUAGUUUCUGUGUCAACAUCGGAUGUUGGAUUUUGGCUUUUAGUGGUGAUGACAGACUUGAAAGCUUCUCAAACCACCAUCACUGCACUCCAUUCAAACAUAAACCAAUAGGACCCUUAGCUGCCUUACAGAAAUCCAACAGGCCAAGUAUACAGGUAUCUAGAUCAUUCCAGUCCAAUCCAGGUGCCCAGCAGUCCAUGACCUUGAGCCAUCUUGAGAGUCAGAUCACCUCAAGUCUGGCCUUACAGUCCCCCACAGAAUAUCAGUUUUGGUUGGAAACAUAUAUACGUUACUUGGCGCAAGAAGGUGUUGAAGAUAAACUCCGAGAGGUGUGUGAUGAGCUCCUUGGUCCCCUGUACAAAUCAAAAAGUCAGAAAUCUUGGUCCCAGUAUGUUCUGGGCCUAGAUAAAAACAGCAUUCUGCGUAAUAUAUUACCCUCUAUUGGAGCCAACCUCAAAUUCCAGAGAUUGUACACAGAAUACAAGGAACAACUGGACACACUACAGACAACAUAAGAACUAAUAGGAACAACUGGACACACUACAGACAACAUAAGAACUAAUAGGAACAACUGGACACACUACAGACAACAUAAGAACUAAUGUAAUUGACAUCUUCUCAGGACUUGCUGCCAGCCUUGCUGUUAUCUGACUACCAAGCUUGAACAGUAUUGGGUUGUGCUAAGUGAACUUCAUUGGGAGGUCAUGCCUCAACAUGGAUGAAUAUGCUCUUAUUUGAAGAUCCUGCCAAAAUUGCCAUCAACCAAGUACUAUUUACUGUUAGAAUCAAAAAGUCAUUUAGGCUGUGCUAUGAUUACAUUAAAUAAAUGAAAUGAUGGGUCAUAGAAGUUCAAUGCAUGGGUAUUAUUUAUGGUGUCAUCUAAUUGUAAGAGGUGAAUGCUUUUUUAAAUGUAGUGGAAGAUUUAACUUUAGUUGUUUCCCUUUUCUUGUUUGAAAGUAUAAGAUCAGAAUUGUUGAAGAGUGUGUGACCCAUGUUUGAUAGAGGCGAGGGGUAAUCUGUCAGAAAACAUUAUUUACACACCAUUGUAUGAAAAUGUAUUAUAAUUUUACUUCACUUCAAAUGCGCUGUCAUUUUACAGACACCUUUAAUUGUAAUAUACUUUCUUUUUAUUAUGAACAACAAAAAUUAAAACUUGUUUCUAAAAA
Messenger RNA from Biomphalaria glabrata, 3839 nucleotides. RefSeq names its product protein HIRA-like. The record is from RefSeq and is a predicted model, not a curated record. NCBI's taxonomy places the organism in Eukaryota, Metazoa, Mollusca, Gastropoda, Planorbidae. Gene Ontology annotation, cellular component: HIR complex; nucleus. The transcript is spliced from 27 exons. Gene Ontology annotation, molecular function: protein binding; nucleosome binding. Gene Ontology annotation, biological process: DNA-templated transcription; regulation of DNA-templated transcription; chromatin remodeling. The coding region runs from base 108 to 3188 and encodes 1026 amino acids.